Sclerotinia sclerotiorum 1980 UF-70 is the source of this 165-nucleotide messenger RNA. RefSeq lists its product as hypothetical. NCBI's taxonomy places the organism in Eukaryota, Fungi, Ascomycota, Leotiomycetes, Helotiales, Sclerotiniaceae. Bases 1 to 165 code for a protein of 54 amino acids. The record is from RefSeq and is a predicted model, not a curated record. The transcript has a single exon.
AUGCUACGGGUCUCUAGAAACUUUUCAGGGCGUAAGGAAAGCCUAGAGAGUCAAGCAACCUUAAAUCCAAAAAUGCCCGAUGACGAUGUCAUAAUGAUUAUCGAAUUGAAUGGCUUGGGAGAUAGGUCCGUUCUUCACACCAUUUAUUGUAUGCAACCUGUAUGA